AUAUGAUGGUUCACUUAGUCUUUUACUUUUAGUGUUCAUUCAUUUCUUCUCUUCUCCUUCUCCUUCUCCUUCUCCUUCUGCUUGCAUGCUCUAAUUAAUUGUUUGAUUUUCUCACACGUGUGAGCACAAAAGCCAUGGAUGCUAGCCGAGCUCCACCAUAUGGCCUAACCCAAGAGGAGUUUGCAGAGGUAGAGAGCCUCAUCAAAACCUACCACAAAUUCGAGCCGUCGCCAAACACAUGCACGUCGCUAAUAGCACAGAAAAUCGACGCCCCGGCCAGCCACGUCUGGCCUCUGGUUCGAAGCUUCGACAACCCGCAAAAAUACAAGCACUUCAUCAAAAGCUGCAACAUGAAAGGUGACGGCGGCGUCGGGAGCAUAAGGGAGGUGACCGUGGUUUCGGGGCUUCCGGCCUCCACGAGCACCGAGAGGCUCGAGAUUUUGGACGACGAGAAGCACAUAAUUAGCUUUAGGGUUGUGGGAGGCGAACACAGGCUGAACAAUUACAGGUCGGUUACUUCGGUUACUGAGUUCGUUGAUGGCAGAGACGGGGUGAGUGAUCAGGUGUACUCGAUUGUAUUGGAGUCUUAUAUUGUGGACAUACCAGAAGGCAACACUGGGGAAGAUACGAAGAUGUUUGUGGACACUGUGAUCAAGUUGAACCUGCAGAAGCUUGGGGUGGUGGCUAUGAAUUCUGCGCACGGCAUUGGAGGACAGGAAAUUGAAGAAUCUUGAAUCGACACACCAGAUUAUGUUUUUAUUUUUUUCCUUUUUUUGGUUCUUUUUUUCAACUUUUAGUGGUUAGCAUUGUUGUUUGUUGUUCCCUCCUUUGAUUUUCUUUUCUUUUUUUGGGUUUUUUUUUAUUCACUUGGUACAGUUGGGAUUUGAUUAAUUAAUGUACAUUUUUUUUAUUUUAGUUUGGUUGGGUCAUUGGGGUGGAUUAUAUUGUUAUGGGGAUAUUAUUUUUAUAUCUUAUCAUUUUUCUCUCCAAUAAAUUAAAAAAGCAAAGGCACUUUGUUAGUUGGUUUCAAU
This is a messenger RNA of Prunus persica (peach), 1031 nucleotides long. RefSeq names its product abscisic acid receptor PYL2. Bases 135 to 734 code for a protein of 199 amino acids. The transcript has a single exon. Gene Ontology annotation, biological process: abscisic acid-activated signaling pathway. Gene Ontology annotation, molecular function: protein phosphatase inhibitor activity; signaling receptor activity; abscisic acid binding. The record is from RefSeq and is a predicted model, not a curated record. Lineage: Eukaryota; Viridiplantae; Streptophyta; Magnoliopsida; Rosales; Rosaceae. Gene Ontology annotation, cellular component: cytoplasm; nucleus.